AUGACACGUGGCAAUCAACGAGACACGGACCGUGCGCGCGCCCAGGCGCGUCAGGCCAAACAUGCCAAGAGUACAACCCAAGGCAACCCAUUGGCUAGGCGUGAAGCAGAUGCCAAAGCUUUACAGGAAAAGAUUGCUCGUAAGGCAGCCAUGAAACAAGAAGGGGGUGACAUUAAUGCAAGUGUCAAGGACAAGAAUACGAAACAGCAGAAAAAGAAAUAG
Messenger RNA from Peronospora belbahrii, 222 nucleotides. The record is from the annotation of a GenBank genome assembly. Lineage: Eukaryota; Oomycota; Peronosporomycetes; Peronosporales; Peronosporaceae.